CCAAAUUUAUAAAGUGUUAAAAGUGUAACAUUGGUGGCCAUUACAAAACCUAAACUUUUUUAUCAGAACAAAUGUCCAUUUGAUGUUUCGGCGACGUUGUGACUAAUCUCACGGAAACUUACCUAAAAAUCGCGAAUUGUGCUUUAUUUUACUUUGAUUGAUAUUCCCUCCAGUGCUUCUAAGUCCGUUCUUGGGAAUCCUUGUUGUAAAUUAUUUCAAAACGUUUUGUGCCGACCGACAAUUAUUGGGGUUGACUUCUCACAAGGAACUGUCAAUUGUUACAUUUUUUCGAUACAUUCAUUUCUUUUAUCAAUAAAUAUUAAUUAGCCCUACACGUAUAACGUUAUUUGGUACAAGAUUCGCAGGCUUCGUAGUGAUUUGUGUAACAAAAAUGAUUUUGAGAUAAAUUGUAUAAUAGUGCAGUGGUAAUAGUAACGCAGUGAAGAAAAAAAUAGCAAUAUAAUAUAUAAAAGAAGUGACAAAAGUGUUGUUGUGUUGGAUUGUGUUAUGGAGACGCGUCGCUGGCUGAUGUCGCGGAGGCUGUGGUGACAUGGGCUGCGCUGCGGCCCCGACAGACGCUGGACACAGGGAGUGAGCUGAGUGCUGGGCAUUGCGCCUGCACAACAAGUCUUGUAUUAUGAAUAAGCGUGAUAAUAGCAAGGACAAAGAACGACAGAGUGAAGACAAAAGAACAUCCGCAACCGGUGCGGUGGGCGGGCGUGGAGUGGGCGGCAGCAGCGCAAUGCAUACGUCGAGGCAUUCCGUCACCUCGUCUUCGGGCGUUCUUAUGGUGGGGCCUAAUUUCCGCGUCGGCAAAAAGAUCGGCUGCGGAAACUUUGGCGAACUUAGGCUCGGCAAAAAUCUCUACAACAAUGAACAUGUAGCGAUUAAGAUGGAGCCUAUGAAAUCAAAGGCUCCACAAUUGCAUCUAGAAUACCGAUUUUACAAGUUAUUAGGCACGCAUGCGCCGUCGACUGCAGAGGGCAUACCGGAGGUGUAUUACUUCGGCCCUUGCGGUAAAUACAACGCACUGGUGAUGGAACUGCUGGGCCCGUCACUCGAGGAUCUCUUCGAUUUAUGCGGCCGUCGAUUCUCUCUAAAGACUGUAUUAAUGAUCGCUAUGCAGUUGUUACAUCGUAUCGAGUAUGUCCAUACGAGACAUCUCAUAUACCGAGAUGUAAAACCGGAAAAUUUUUUAAUAGGUAGAACUGCAACAAAAAGGGAAAAAAUCAUUCACAUCAUUGAUUUUGGUUUGGCCAAAGAAUAUAUAGACUUAGAGACAAACAAACAUAUCCCAUACCGGGAACACAAGUCACUCACGGGGACUGCGAGAUACAUGUCAAUAAAUACACAUUUAGGAAAAGAACAAUCAAGACGCGACGACCUAGAGGCUCUUGGGCAUAUGUUUAUGUAUUUUUUACGUGGUUCCUUACCCUGGCAGGGUUUAAAAGCUGAUACACUUAAAGAGCGAUACCAAAAAAUUGGUGACACCAAACGAGCGACGCCUAUAGAGGUGCUAUGCGAAGGCCAUCCCGAGGAGUUGGCGACGUACUUACGCUACGUGCGCCGGCUCGACUUCUUCGAGACUCCCGACUAUGACCAGCUGCGGCGAAUGUUCCGUGAUCUCUUUGAGCGCCGCGGCUACGUGGACGACGGCGAGUUCGACUGGACUGGCAAGACCAUGUCAACACCAGUGGGUUCGAUCCAGACGGGACAUGAGAUAGUAGUCUCACCUAAUCGCGACAGUCAUCAGCCCUUUCAUAAGGAUGAUUUGUGUGAUUAUAUGAUUGGUUUGGUUGAGGACGAUGAGGCGGCGCUAAUAUCCGGAGAGAUGGCAGCGCUGGCGAAGACGAAGGAUUUCGGUACAGGUGGAACGGCGAACACGGGCGGUAACUGGCCACACAGCGGGAAGGCAACGCCGCUUAAUACUGGCCAUCUCACGCCCGCAGACAGACAUGGAUCUGUGCAGCUAUUGAAGAAUAAGCAUUUUCGGUAUGUGAAAUUUCCCGGAUCGGUAUCCACGGUGGUGAGUUCAACGAACGGCGAGCUUGGCGCAGACGACCCUACCGCAGGCCAUAGCAACACUCCAAUCACCCAGCCGCACCACGAGGUCGACGUGGUAGACGACACCAAGUCAGUGUUCCAACUACAAUCUGUGUAUUCCAGAUGCUGUUGUUUCUUCAAACGCAAAAAGAAGAAGUGCGCGGCGCGGGCCGGCAAGUGACGCGAGUGCGCGUGACGCCCCCCUUCCCGUCGCU
Molecule: messenger RNA, 2258 nt
Organism: Spodoptera litura
Lineage: Eukaryota; Metazoa; Arthropoda; Insecta; Lepidoptera; Noctuidae
Source: RefSeq, a predicted model, not a curated record